GUAUGGUUCAUGAUCAGCGCCAUUUUGUUCAAAAUAUUUUAAAGAUUUUACGUGGUAAAGAGCCGACGUAUAGACGGUCUGUUAAACUUGAUUUCGCUCUGAUCCGCCUUGGAAACAGUCUUCACAUAGUUCGCUAUGAAUUGGUGCAGUAGCUUUUAUUUUGGUUUAAUUGUAGCCUUUGUGACCCUGGUUGUAGUUCAAUGUACUGAGUUAACAUUCGAAUUGGAAGACAACGCUAGACAGUGUUUCUAUGAGGAUUUAAAGAAAGACAUCAAAGGAACGCUGGAAUUUCAGGUUAGCACUUGAUUCAUGUUAUAUGUGAGAACUGCAAUUUCUUGGAAACCAAGCUGUUUGUCUUCCUUUUACCAAGAACUUAACUAGCUCCCACACGUGCUGAAAUGUACCGGCUUCAACAAACACUCAUUAACGUUUUGUCUUUGUAUUGGUCAGUUCAACAGCUUACUUAUCAUAAGUUCAGAAUUCAAGAGCGAGAUUUUUUUUCUUAAGGCGACUGAAAAUCGUUUACAUAAACAAAUGCCUAAUGGCUAAAGACUAUACUCUUUUUAAUGAGAGAUUUUAGAAGGUGUUUACCUCCAAACAGGGAACGUUGGAUUGGAUCGUUACGUUAUCCAGUGUUGAUUGGGUUAACUUGAUUAUACUACUACAUGAGAAAUUUCUGCAAUUUGAUUGGCUUAGAGCAGUGGUAUUUCAGCUUAGGUUUUUUAUUGAUGAAAAUAUACAAACUGUAAGGGUAGUUAAUAAUUAAUCUCAAUUUGUACGUGAUAUGGCGAUUGAUCGCCACUCGUGAUUUUCAAAAUUGGAUUUAUCGCCGCUUACUUUGUGUUUAAGUCGCUUUUAUUCGCAAUUUUGAAAAAUCACCUCUGGCUUUUUAUGAAGAGCCUCCUACUUUAUUAAUACUGGAUAUAAUUGGAGCUGAAUUAAAAAUUUUUUUUUUGAUGAACCCAACUGUCAUUUAGAUAAUUGCGGGCACAAAUAGAAUGGAAAACAUAAUUAUACACGUUACAUUCAGGUUAAAAUGUUUUUACCUAGGUUGAUUCUAAUAUAUUGCUUACCAUUAAAAAGUUAACAGAACCAUUUUGUGAAAGUGAACCAGAUCUUUGCAGUAGAAUGAAAGACCUAAGUGGUUGAAAAAGGAACCUGAAAAAAUUCAAGCUUGACCAGGAAUCAAACCCUGACCUCUGUGAUGGCUGGAUGCUAUGCUCUAUCCGUGGCAAAGGUGAGGGUUCGAUUCCUGGUCAAGCCUGACUUUUUUCAGGUUCCUUUUUCAACUUCUUAGGUUGUUCAUUCCACUGCGAAGAUCAUGUUCACUUUCAUAUUUUCAGAAUAAUUAUGAUUCAUGUCAUUCAAUUCGAAACAUUUCAGGCAGGACUGCGAACUGAAAAUAAGUCAAAGACUCCUUUUUCAUUUCUUUUCUUUUUCUUUUAUUUUUGCUGGAUGAAAAAACUCUUAUAGGCAUUCAUUUUCCUCUUUAGGUCAUCAGUGGUGGAAACUAUGAUGUGGAUGUGAUUCUUUAUGAUGAAAGUGGUAAAACUUUGUACACUGUUCAAAAGAAACAGUAUGACAGUUACUCCUUCACAGCACAAAGUGAGGGAGUCUAUAAGUUCUGCUUCAGCAAUGAAUUCUCGACAUUUAGUCACAAGGUAGUGUACUUUGACUUCCAAGCUGGAGACGAAACACCACUAACGAAGGAAAUGGGGGCCCACCAUACAGCUCUGACACAGAUGGAGACUGCUUGUGUUACUAUACAUGAAGACCUUAAGGUUUGUUCAAGAGAUGUUCUACAAUAUAGUGCAUUUGCAUUGUAGACCUGCAUUCUUUAACUUCCAGGUGUCAACCUUUAUUAUAUAUUGUGGAAUUGCACAAAUAUUAGGCAUCCUACUGACGAACAAUUACGGCAUUUAGACUUUUAGAUAUUUUGAGCAACAUCAUUUUGCCGUCUGUCCUCUUUAAAUUAUUAUGUACUAGUAAUAGUUUCGUACUACAUGAUAGUGUGGUACUCUUCAGAUAUAAUAGAAGAAGAGUGCUACACCAUUGUGUAGUCUGAAACUAUAUAGUAAUAAAAUGCCUUAGUAGUCAAAUCUUCAGUUGAUAAAACAUUGUACUUCUGGUAUUCUUGCCUCUAGUCCUUCUAUUGAGCACUGACAGCAGUUCUACUUCAGCUGAAAUCAAAUAUAAUAUAUUAAUAUAUAUAUAAUGACAUGUAAAAGCAAUUAAGCAGUCACUUAAAGAAAGAAAAAACAAACAAGCGCAGAAAACUCAGUUUUUGAAAAAGAUAUUUUUUCUCAUGUUGCUUUGUGCUCCCAGUCAUGAAGGCUGAGCCCUCAAGCCAGCUCUUAUUAAUGUUUGUUUAUUUAUACUCAUUAAAAGAUCUGUGUCAAAAAAUUGAUCAAAAUUUGAAAAGUGCGAACGACCACCAAAUUGAGUUAAUCAUAAAAAUAACAGCUCAAAACAUUAAAAGAAGGUAUAAAUAACAUGGCAAAUACAAAAGGAAUCAUGGGUAGAUCAGGGUGCCAAGAAAAUCAUUUUUACAGCUUGCCUUUCAGGCAAGCUGAAGCUAGCAUUUACUACUAGCCCAGACAUCAUUUCAACUAGCCCCAAAAGCUUUUUGACGAGCAGAAUUGAUUUCACAGUUCUUCUGUUAUUCAAAUUACUCAAAAAAUAUCACCUGCCCCGUCAGGCAAGUUAAAAACAGAAUUCACUGGCCCGAUAGCAAAAUCCAUUAGCCCUGGGCUGGCUAACAUUACUUUCUUUGCACGCUGGGGUGGACAAACUUGAAGACGAUUGAAGCAGACUGCAAUUUAUUGUGGUUUUUGGAAACUUAUCGGCCUAACAGUUUUUCAAAGUUCACUUUUGUUGUUUGUAGACAGAGACAAUUAAUUUUCUCAAGCUCCAUAGAAAAUAAGGACAUGUAAUUGGCAUUAAUAACAAAAUGAACUAGACAACCACAACCCAGCUCCUUUAAUUGUGUCCCUUCCAUAGUUCAACAAACAUUUAUUCUUACUUAGCAAAAUACAUGUACUUAUUAGUACACUGCAAAGUCUGAGUUCCAGUGACAAACUUUGCCAUUGUCUUUUUGUUGUGUUUUUUCACCCCUCCAUUUUACAAAAUGGCUUUGUUCUGUUGUGACAUUUUAGCUUAGUCUCUGGACCAGUUUCUUUGAAUUUGUAAUAAUUUUGUUGAAUAUUGCAUGCAACAAGCUGUUAUAAUAGUAGUUGGUCUGUUGUAGAGUACUUAUUGAAUAAUUUAUUUUGUUUACAUACAUACUGAAAAGAAUCUUUUUUAUUUGUUUUCUAUUUAUCCAGAUUGCAACCGACUACCAAACACACCAUCGCUUACGUGAGUCCCAAGGACGCGAUAUGGCCGAGUAUCUAAAUGAAAGAAUACAGUGGUGGUCCAUUGGCGAAGCUUGUCUUAUCCUUUCUGUUGGAAUCUGUCAAGUUGUUAUUCUUCGGCAAUUUUUUGCAGAAAAGAGGUCAACUAUUUAAAAGUUAAGGAAUGCAGCUAGUUAUUUUGAUUUGUACAGUGAUCGUGAAGUCUGUCUAGAAUGUGCCACAAAAUUUUGCGAGAUCAAGAACUGUGUUGGCUGCCGGAAACUUAUUUUAUGUUUAUACUAAAGUAUCAGGAAGAAAGAAUCACAGCGUUUGGCAGAGGACAAUGACUGUUUUUACUCUUGAAAAUGUUAUUAUAUAUUAUAGUGAACUGUUACUGCUGGAAGCACAACAGUUCUGUGGAAAAAAUGUCUUUGCACAUGAAGCAAAACUGUUGAAUUUCCAUUUGUGACACUUUAAUAGUAACAUGAGUUUUGAAUCCAUCAGACAGAAGAUCAAGGUCAGUUAAGUGAAAAAAAAUUAAUAUUGACGUUUACCAAAAAAAAGUUUUAAAUCUUGCUAAAAAUGCAAGUUUAUGUCUAAACAAUGUUAUUCCACCCUUCUCUUUUCUGCAUGUCAAACAAAAGGUUUCUUAUUGCGUGUUCCAUAAGGAUACAUUAGAGGCCACAAGAUUAGAAUACGCAAUUCAGCAGAAGUACCUAGAAAGGAGACAGAAAACCUCUGCGACCAGGAAAGUUUUCACAACAUUGUCUCUCUUGUGAAGAUAAUCACCUUUCACAGCAGUCG
This is a messenger RNA of Porites lobata, 4136 nucleotides long. The record is from the annotation of a GenBank genome assembly. Lineage: Eukaryota; Metazoa; Cnidaria; Anthozoa; Scleractinia; Poritidae.